AUGGCGGAUCAAGGCGGCGAGCAGGCGCAGCCACAGGCGACGGGAUACGCGCAGAUCCCGGCAGGCAUGAAGGACCUGCGCUGCUGCCGGACGUGCAAGCUCAUCAAGACGUACGACCAGUUCGAGGAGCAGGGGUGUGACAACUGCCAAUGGGACGGCAACGACGCGCCGGACUACACGACCGCCGAGUUCACGGGGAUGAUAUCGGUGAUCGAUCCGAGCAAGUCCUGGGCGGCCAAGUGGACGCACGUGAGCCGCAGGUUCCCGGGCUGCUACGCGGUGCAAAUCACGGAGGAUGCCGUCGAGGGGGAGGACGUCUACGAGUAA
This is a messenger RNA of Pedinophyceae sp. YPF-701, 327 nucleotides long. Lineage: Eukaryota; Viridiplantae; Chlorophyta; Pedinophyceae. The record is from the annotation of a GenBank genome assembly.